AUGAAUAAAUAAAUAUGCUUCUAGAUAGAUUAUAUAAAUUAAUUAUAAAUAAAUUCAAAUUUAUUUUAAAAUUACUAACAAAUUUAUUCUAUAAUUACCUUAAAAUUAAAUGAAAGAUUUGAAGGAAAUUUGUCAAAGGUUUUGACAUUAGUUAGCAGACAGACUAGAAAGCAUAAUAUAGAAUUGGAAGGUGAGUAGUCAAAGUUAAGCUGGUAGAAUAAAUGGUUAAUUAUAGUGUAUUACAUAUCCAAAAUAAAGACUGCUGCUUCACUAACCAAAAAACUAUUUAGACAUGAACUUUUGACAGCUCAAUAGCUGAAAUUAAUAGGAGAUUAAACAGUAAACAUAGAAAAAUUGAAAUAAAUUGAGAAGUAUAACUUUUAAAGAAUGAUGUCUUAUACAAAAUUUAACAAGAUUAUUUAAUACAAAACUUACAAAUGGUUAAAGAUUAAAAUUAAGAAGUAUUUUUCUAAUUUUCCUUUUUUGCUUUUGAGUAUAAGUACAAUAUAUAAUAAGUUAGCUGAUUAUGUUUUUAGCUCCUUGCCUCUUUUUAAUUAUCUCUCAAACUUUUACGUAUUAUGGUAGGCCAUAAUAUUUAUCAGCUCUUUUAUUAACUUUAUUUACUUACCUUUUGAGUUUAGUUUCAAUAUUUAGAGAGGUUUUUUCUUUUAAAAUUACAUUUCUUUAAUUUGCCCUAUCAUUUAUUCCUGUGAUAUCUUUAUCAAAGCCAACACUGUGUCAUUCUAACAAGGUAGCAAUCUAAGCAUGCAUAGAGAAAUCUUGAAUUAAUAUCUAACAGGAUAAUUUAUUUCUGAUCUUAUCAGUCUAUUGAGUCUCAAUAUUUCUUUUUUUGAAUUUAAAGCACUCUAUUUCCUCUUUUUUCUUAGGUUCUCUCACUCUUUUAUAAUUUUAGAUAUUUUUAGAGAAAAGAUUUUUUCUAGAACUUACAUUUCAGUUAUAAUUUCGUUAGUGUUUCUUUUUAUGAGUUCGCUUUUCUUUGCUCAUUUAUUUGCGUGCUUGUGGUAUUACAUUGGGGCACAAAGCUCUUAAGGAUGGAUAGAAUUUUAUUAACUUGAUACAACAGAUAUUUACUCAAAUUAUAUUUAUAGCUAUUACUUUGCUAUUGUGACUAUGACAACUAUUGGUUAUGGAGAUAUAACUGCUAAAACUACUGAAGAAAGAUUGAUUAUGAUUUUUUUUACACUCACUUCUUGUGGUAUAUUUGGCUAUAUUAUUAAUUCAAUAGGAAGUAUUUUGGCUGAUAUCAAGCAAAAAAGUGAUUAGUAUUUAACAGAGUUAGCCAAGCUUAACUAAUACUUUAAGAAAUAUUAAGUUUCUUUGUAAUUAUAAGCAAAUGUUAGAAGGUAUUUAUAAUUUAAAUACAAAGAAGGAAUCCAAGACUAAAUUUCAGCUGUGCAAUCACUAAAUAGUUUAUCUCAGCACUUGUAAAACUAAAUUAAAAUGGAAGUAGUUUCAAGAGAACUUAAAUAAAUUGAUUUUUUAAAGUAAAUUUGUAAAGAGGAAACAUUUUAUUAACUAUCACUAGAAGUAUAAGAAAAAAUAUAUCAACCUGAAUAAAUAAUUUUAGAUUAAAAUGACAUAAAAGAACCUUCUAUUUACAUAAUAAACUACGGCAAAGUGCUAAAGAACUCUUAAUAUGAUUUAUCUUCAAAAAUAAAUGAAAUUAUUUUAAAAGAAAAGGAGCGCUUUGGAGUGAUAGAAUUUUUUAUGAAUUUGGAAACUUCUAAAUUUAAUUACAAAAGCAUGGAACUGACAUCUAUUUACUCAUUAAAUCUUUCAUCAUUUUUAAAAGUAAUAUAAAAAGACAAUGAAAUAUAUGAGAAAUUCUGUUAUUUAAGAGACUAGAUUGUUUUUUAAAAGUCAUUUUAUUUAGUAAAGCAUUCGUGUGAAUCCUGUAAAUCUUUAAGUCACAAUCUUAAAGAUUGUCCUUUUAUAUUUUAUAAAUCAAGAAAAUAAGCAAUAAUCAAAAGAUAUAAAUAGAAUAAGUUUAAUAAUUAGCAGGUAAUAAAUAGAAAGCAGAAAAGAACACAAAAUUGUUUGUUUUUCAAAAAAUAUUAUGAAUCUGAAGUAAUUAACUUUUAAUUAAAUAAUCUUAAUUAGCUAUCGUUUUAUGAUUAUUCAUAAUCUUCUAUUGAAGAUUAGAACUUUUUUAGUUCCUAAAAAAUCCUAUUCAGUAAUGUAAAUAAUAACACUCCUAAAAAUAACGAUAAUUAAGGUUUCAAACCAAGUUAAUUUUUUGAAAACUUGCAUGCAGAGUAGAACGAAAUUGAUAAAAUUAUAUUUGAUUUAAAAUCUCCUUAGAUUUAAAAAAAAAAAAAACAAGAAAAUGAAAAAGAAAAAUGGAUGAAUGACGAUCUUUAAAAUAUAUCAAGUUUUUAAAAAUUAGAAAUAAUUGAAGAAGAGGAAAGCAGCAAUUCAAGAUAGAUAUUAGGACUACAAUAACAUAAUGUGGUUAAAAAUAAUCAUAUAUCUUUAACUUCUAUACUAGAGAAUAAUAUCAAAAAUGAUUAAAUAAAUGCUUUAUAAGCAAUUCACAAAAGCAUUAACGAAAUAUUUAAAAUUCUUUAAGAUGAAAAUGGAAUUCUAUAAUUCUAAAAGAAAUUAGUAAGCUAGUAGCAAACUAAUAGUGGUAUUAACAUAAAAGUUGAGAACCAAUUAUCUUCUUAAAAAUAAGUAAAAAUGCCUUAAUAAUUUGAUGCAAGUCUAGUUAAUGUUGCUAAAAUAAAUUUUUAAAAUUAAUUAUAAAAUAAAUAACAUAAAAUUAUUUCAGAAAAUUGCUGUGAGGAGUUAGACAAAAUGCAAAAAUUUAAAAUAUUUUAUCCAAAUUUUAAUUAUGACAUUGUUAUUGAAAAAUUUAACUCAACAACUCGUUAAUAAAAUAUCCCUUUGAAUUCAAGAAAACCUAAAUCAUAAAAAAGGUAAAUUAGUGUACAUAAGAGAUAGAGAAAGUUGAAAUGA
Tetrahymena thermophila SB210 is the source of this 2979-nucleotide messenger RNA. RefSeq names its product cation channel family protein. The record is from RefSeq and is a predicted model, not a curated record. Gene Ontology annotation, molecular function: voltage-gated potassium channel activity. The transcript is spliced from 6 exons. Gene Ontology annotation, biological process: regulation of membrane potential; potassium ion transmembrane transport. NCBI's taxonomy places the organism in Eukaryota, Ciliophora, Oligohymenophorea, Hymenostomatida, Tetrahymenidae. Gene Ontology annotation, cellular component: membrane.